Molecule: messenger RNA, 1669 nt
Organism: Cannabis sativa
Lineage: Eukaryota; Viridiplantae; Streptophyta; Magnoliopsida; Rosales; Cannabaceae
Exons: 4
Coding region: 400-1131 (243 amino acids)
Molecular function (GO): protein binding
Source: RefSeq, a predicted model, not a curated record
CCAAGUUUCAACUAGAGAGAAUUGGGCGCUGCCCUCAACCACUUUUGCUUGUCCAUCAAUUUGACUAUUCUGUUGUAAUUGUUUGUCCAGCAAUAACAAAUUAUACUGAGAUAUUUGUAUGCCAAUGCUAAUUUGUUUCGUUGUAUAUUAGAAAUAAUCAUUUUAGUUGGGUUGUUUAUCUUAUAUCUAGUUAGAAGUAACUAAGCAAUGUUUGGCUCCCUAAAUUCAGUCCCAAAUUCAAAUUCCUCCACCCCCAAUAUAAAAAAAAAUACCAGCCAUAAGAAAGGUUUGCCCCCCUAACCGACACAUUUUGUAGUCCGUCGUUUUUAAUGGUUUCCCCUUUCAAACUAAAAGGUCACCAAAGAGUCCAGCUUUCCAAGGCGGCCCAACGAAGAAGAAAUGGUGCUGAUGCUACUACCAAACAAAGCUCUCUCAUUCUCCCAACCAAUUGCUACUCUUACUUUUAUGCCUAAACGACGUCGUAUUCACCGUCGUUGUCGUUUUACCUCAGAGCUCGAAGAAAUUCGAGUCUGUACCAACCGAACUUGCCGAAGACAGGGUUCCCUUCUAACCCUAGAAAUCCUCACCGGUAUUGCUCCGCCCACCGUCACCGUCAAGUCAUGCGGAUGCUUGGGCCGCUGCGGCGCUGGUCCAAACCUAGUCUCUUUGCCUAGCGCCGUCGUGGUCAGCCAUUGUGGUACUGCCAAUCGCUCGGCUGAGGUCCUGGCCGCUCUCUGCGGAUCUUCAUGGGACUCUGACGCCGCGAAGAAGAGCCUCGAAGCCCUUGCCUUGAGAAAGAAGGCGGAGCUUGAGUUUGAUAAGGGCAACUUUUCUCAGGCGGAGUUGCUACUUUCUCAGGCUAUAGAGCUAAAACCAGUGGGGGGUAUCAAUAUCACAUACAAAGACCGGUCUCGUACAAGGUUGGCAAUGGAGAAAUAUCAUGAAGCUCUUGAAGAUGCUAAAGAGGCUUUGGUGUUUAUGCCUCAGUAUGUCGAGCAUGGUUACGAGAUUAUAAAGACUAUGUAUGGUAAGAGUCCUGCAGGCUCCAGUAAUGCAAUAUCGUAUCCUUUCAAUCAAAACAAACCUGUAGACAACAGUUACUUUGCAAAAACCUAUCUGCUGUACCUUUGAAUGAUUUUUAAUUGAUCAGUUAAUCUUUAGAGAGCCCAAAAACAUGCUUUUUGUACAUAAGACUAUUAAUUUAUGAGGAAAAGUCUAAUCACAUUGUUGCACACAUGUUGGUGCCUUAGUUAUAGACACCAAUAUCUAGAAAUUUCGAACGUAACACGCACAUUCACAAAGAGGUCAUAUUAUCGUUGACGUUGGUGCUUGGGUCAAAUUUCUUGUUUAUUCAACUGUCCUGCAUAUCAGAUGCAUAUUGAAAUUGAACUUUUGUUUCUGGUCAUGUAUAAUGCUAGAGAACAUGCAUAAAAAUUUUCACUGUAUAGGUGGUCACCAAAUGGAUUUUAGUUUUUGAUAAUAACAUUUAUAUAUGGUCCGUCAAGCUUAUAAUUUAUCUUGUGUUGUAAGUAUAUGUGUAUGUAAUCUGCAUUUGAAGGCCUACAUUUGCCAAGGUGAUGCAUUCCUGGCCAUGAACCAAUUUAAUGCAGCCGAGAAGUCAUAUUUAACAGCUCUAGGGAUUGACCCAUCUAUUCGUCGUUCAAAAUCA